AUGCAUGCCACAGUCGACGACCCAACUCCCUCUGCGACUGACAUCGCGCCGUCUGCCAGCGUGUCCGUUACAUCCGCCUCUCCUCCGCCCCCCGCGGUCUCCAGCUCACCAAAUGAGCCCGGUCCCUCGCCCCUCCGCCGCUUGAAGUCCAAGUCAUCCCUCUGGAGUCUCGGCAGCAGCAACCAUAGCGGUCACGAAGACGAUUCUAUCCCCGCGGAGCCCUCCAGUGCCGAGAAGGCUGCUGGCAAACCAGGCAUCUUCCGACGUUUGUCGCCCGCCCUCGCGGCCCGCGUGAAGCUGCUCGACAGCACCAACAAGGUGACGAGCGCGCCCCGGGAUCCCAAAAACGUCGGUCGGAUUCCCGAAGAACAGUUGAAGGUGCUGGACAGCCAGCAUCAGGACCUGUCGAUCAAAGUUGAGAGGCGAGGACAGACGUGGACUGGCCCAACAAAUACCUCCCCGGACCAGCAACCACAGUACUUUAAGCGGAGCGCGUCGAACAGGCUUGAAAUCCCCAGCCACGAUCUUCUACAACGCGCGACCGAGGCACACGCGCAAGGGCCAGAUUACGCCGACGCGAUCGUCGACGACCCGGAACCCCCGUUCUGGCCGCCGCUCACACCUUGCCCCCCACCGACGGCAUCAUCCAUGUCUGUUGCAGAGCCCGUGCCCGCGCAGCUGCGCAUAGAGCCUGGGUCCGGACCCGAAUCAACACUACGGAAUGACGCAGCCCAAGAUACGCGGACGGAUUUUGAGAAGUUUGUCGACGACACGAAACGCAGCGAAGAGCAAUCAGCAGAGGCCGCCCCUGCGCCUCCGCCAAAGGACUCCCCGCCCAACUACACGAUCUCCUCAUCCUCUAACUCACAGUCCUACUUCAACCCCAUGGGCUUGCAACGCGCCGAAUCAAUAUACUCCUUCUCCCGAGCCUCGUUUAGCAAUCAGUUGUCCCAGCUCACGUCUAUUCCCUUGCCGCAGCCCGGAGCGCUCGAGACCAGUAUAGGAAACAUUUCCACUGCCCUCGCGGCGGUGCGCGCGUUGAAUGGUGCGGCCGAGCAGAUUCAUAUUUGGAUUCGAAAGGCGUCAGAUGUGCUCAGUGGGCUGGACGCCGAGGAUGACGUGGAGUGGGCGGCUGCCGGUGGGCGAGAGGGUCUUGAAGGGGUCGAUAAGGCUAUCACCCGCUUUGAGUCGCUGGUGAAUGUCUAUGUGAAGGCAAUCGAGAACGUGCAACUUCGGGAUGAUAUUGCCAAUGUCGAUUCGGAGAGCCUGAAGACGAUCGUCAGCCAGAUGGAAAGCAUUCUGCAGAACUGGGCUCAGAUAAAGAACAAGUUGCGGGGUGUGAAAGAGCAAGUGGAGCUGGCCAUGGAGUGGGAGGAGCUUUGGUCAAACGUGUUGGGUGAUGUGGGCAUGGAGAUUGACAAUCUCAGCGGGAUGAUUUUCGAGAUGGAGGAGAAGCGACAUCACACUUUGAUGGAUACUGGCGAUUCAACAGGUGGUCUCGAUAUAAAUGAGCUCGAAACGAUCGUGGAGGAAUCUCCGACCAAGGGCCGGUCCCCUGCGACUAACCGACUAAGUAUGCUUGCAACAGCAUCCGGCACACCCGUUAUCAAGACGCCGCAGGAUGACACCAGCUACUCCAACCUGAUGGCCCUGUUUGCGCGCAUGCAGCCACUCCGGGCAUCUUUGGAUUUCUUGCCCAUGAGACUGUCCAUGUUCCAAUCACGGGCUGAGGACGUCUUCCCAAGCGCAUGUGAGGAACUUGAUGACCGACGAAGCCGGCUGGAGAAGAGCUACAAGGUUCUCGAGGCGGAUGCCGAAGCUUUGCGGAAGGAGUUGGGUGAGGAUAAGUGGAUUAUUGUGUUUCGCAAUGCAGGCAGCCAGGCGCAGAAGAUGUUUGAAUCUGUUGAACGGAGCAUUUCCAAGUUGCAAGAAGGAUUGGAGUCCAAUGCGCAGGUUCACAACCCGGGCAAUAUGACCAAGCGAAUUGAGAAUUAUGAGGCCAAGAAGAUGCACUACGUACCUGCUAUCGAGCGGGUUAUUUCCAUCAUCCAGAAGGGAGUCAACGACCGUUUGACUGUCAACGGCGAGGUGCUGCGGCUUUUGUCCGAUAUGACCUCGCGGACAGAUGCUCUCAAAGCCAGUCUUCGUGUGAUGGAUGCUUCUCUCGAGGAUGUGCAGAUUGUCAAGGGCCAACAAUUGCGUGACUCCAUCUCCAGCAUCAUCACGAUGGAUAGCCCAGCUACAGGCAGUGCUAUUGACACCCCUGGGAGCUCGCCUGCUUCGUCGGUCGUUAUGAGCGGCAAUGGAUAUAAGACGCCUAUGGGAAGCUCAAGUCGCCGCGAGAGCUCAGUCGGUAGUGCCACCACUCGCUCGACCAUGUCGAAGGCCCGCCGAUUGUCUGGUCUGCCGCAGGUGACUGCCACUAUGACUGGACGCAAGUCCUCUCUCCCCAAGCCAACAGCACCAGUCACUCCCACGCCAUCAACCCGCAAGACCUCGCAUAUCCCACAGCCAUCCACGAUCCCGAAUCGUCCUCGCUGGAAUGCCAGUACCAACUUGAAUGAUCUCUAUUCGAGCUCUGGGUAUCUGAGCACGACUACCCCGAGCACUUCACGAAAGAGUUCUGCCCCGCUAUUCGGCCGUCCAUCCUCGACCGUUCCAUUCCGGCGAGACAUGUCUGCCUCCCCGCCCCCGGUGCAGGCCGCUCACUCAGCCGUCUAUCGAACCGACUGGCUUCAUCAUCUCGCAGCCCAAACCGAAACUCGUCUCCGCAGACCAUCUGGUCUAGCGGCUACACCUCGAAGCCGACAGAGUUUCGCUGGUAUGGGCACGUCCUUCAGUCGCAGUGUCUCGUCCCAAGGGCCUGGCCAAGAAACACAGGAGAGUCCCACCAAGUCGACGCGUCCGGGUACGGCACUUGGUCAUUCCGGUAGUCGACGGACGAGUCUCCUGCCCUUACCUAAGAGACCCGAGAAAGACCGAGCGGCCUCGCAGGCCAAGUUGGCUACCCGGCCACCUUGGAGAGCAUAG
This is a messenger RNA of Penicillium daleae, 3030 nucleotides long. Its product is annotated as KAR9 family protein. The record is from RefSeq and is a predicted model, not a curated record. Gene Ontology annotation, biological process: establishment of spindle localization; mitotic spindle orientation checkpoint signaling; nuclear migration along microtubule. Gene Ontology annotation, cellular component: spindle pole body; cell cortex; mating projection tip. NCBI's taxonomy places the organism in Eukaryota, Fungi, Ascomycota, Eurotiomycetes, Eurotiales, Aspergillaceae. The transcript is spliced from 3 exons. The coding region runs from base 1 to 3030 and encodes 1009 amino acids.